Molecule: messenger RNA, 953 nt
Organism: Ananas comosus (pineapple)
Lineage: Eukaryota; Viridiplantae; Streptophyta; Magnoliopsida; Poales; Bromeliaceae
Product: blue copper protein
Exons: 2
Coding region: 84-809 (241 amino acids)
Cellular component (GO): plasma membrane
Molecular function (GO): electron transfer activity
Source: RefSeq, a predicted model, not a curated record
CCAUAAAUUAAAACCAAAAGAAAACAAACUCCAAAAUCCCUUCACCACAGAUCCCAAGAAGAGAAAGAAAAGAAAAGAAAAGAAUGGAGCAGAGAAGCACCUGCAGGAGAACUAAGCUUCCAUUCUCAGAAAACAGCUUCAGCUUCUGCUUCUGCUUCUGCUUCUGCCUCACAAUCAUUCUCUCUCCUCAGUGCACCCAUGCAUACAAAAACUACACAGUGGGGGACUCAUUGGGGUGGUAUGAUAACUUGAUGGAGCCCAAAGUGGAUUACCAGAAAUGGGCUUCUGGAAAGAUCUUCAGCCUUGGAGAUUUCCUCAUCUUCAACACGGACAAGAACCACUCGGUGGUGCAGACGUACAACGCGACGACGUACAAGCUCUGCGACUACAACGACGCGUCGGACGGCGACACGGUGGAGUGGUCGGCCGGCGAGCCGGAGUUCAGCAAGGCCGCGGUCACGGUGGCGGUCCCCCUCCUCAAGGAAGGCCCCACGUACUUCUUUUCGGGGGACUACGACGGCGAGCAGUGCGAGAACGGCCAGCAGCUCGCGAUCAACGUCACGCACGGCCAGGGCCUGCCAGACAGCCUCAAGAACCCGUCCGACCAGUCGUCACCGGCCCCCGCCAGUCCUGACGACGAGAAAAGCGUUCCCGACACGGUGGUUCCGUCGAACUUCGACCAUCCGACGACAACGACGAACGACACCGCCGUCGAGCCGACGUCGGAUGCAGGGACCGUAGCCCGGAAGUUCUGUAGACUGAGUUUGGGUUCAGCUGUGCUUGUUUCUGUUCUGUGCUUUAGCAUUUGAGUGUGACUCAAUUCUCUGUUUCUGCUGUGUUCGUGUGUUGCUUUUAUGAUUUAUUUAUUUAUUUAUUUGUCAGAAUAGUUGUAUUCUGCAUAUACUGUCACUAUGGAGCAAUAGCAAUAAGUUUAUUGUUUUGUCUCAGCAAAA